Molecule: messenger RNA, 13108 nt
Organism: Chroicocephalus ridibundus (black-headed gull)
Lineage: Eukaryota; Metazoa; Chordata; Aves; Charadriiformes; Laridae
Gene: ATF7IP
Product: activating transcription factor 7 interacting protein
Exons: 15
Coding region: 2874-6470 (1198 amino acids)
Biological process (GO): regulation of DNA-templated transcription; DNA recombination; DNA integration
Cellular component (GO): transcription regulator complex; nucleus
Molecular function (GO): DNA binding; protein binding; transcription coregulator activity
Source: RefSeq, a predicted model, not a curated record
ACAAAAAACACCUUCCUAAACAGCAUUUGAAAUAUUUAUGAGUAAUUCUUAAGAAAUAGCCAUUGGUCUACUGGACCUUGCAGAAACUUUCCCAUGCUAUUCCAGUGUGAGACUUCAACGGCAACUUUCAUGUUUCUGUUUCAUUACAGAACUGGGUCUCUGAACUACUUCCAGAGAUUUCUCAGUUUUUGUCCUCGUGAACAACGUAUAAACUCUGGACAGCUGGAUUCUUCAGCGUUUGAAAGAACAGUAGCAUGUUUAUAAGUAGACUUAUAAACACUUCAGAGAUUGUCAGCAAUCUAGAUUAUCUGGGGAUAGUCACAAUCAACAGCAUCCCCUGUCUUCUAGUAGUAGUCAAUGGGUCCCCUCAGUUGCUGAUUAAACUGCGUUCUAUCACCAAAUGGAGACAGGUAUUAGGCCUGACAAAUAGGAUUUUAUUGAAGCACUCAAAUUUUCAUUACUAUCUUUUACUCAGAGCUCCAGAAAGAUUUUUGUAAUAAUUUGUUUCUUGGUGCAUUUCUGUAUUUUCUCUUUAUUUGUGAGGAAAAAAAAUCAAGCUAAUAGCAGUAAAUUCAAACCUAAAUGCAGACUUGACAAAUGUAUAUUUUUGAGAGUGACAAAACCUUCUUCAUUCUCCUUUUAGGUGCACAAAAUGCACGGCAGUGGACAAAAUACUAUGUUGCUGUAAUGGCUUCCAUACUAAAUUAAGUUUGGAAUAACACCAAUUGUUAUUCAAAGAGGUGGCUGUACUAAUACCCAGUCUUCUGAAAACAUGCAUCUCUUAUCCACAAAGCAUUUACUCCUGAUUGAGUCUCAAAGGAUGUAUAUGCAUAACCCUGCAAAAGGACUCACCAGCAGUGAAAUUUCAAGUUAAACAAUAGGCAUGGCUAGGAGCUGCCCACUUCUGGAUAGCUGUAGCCUUUUCCUUAUGAAAUGCCUUGUCCUCUGUACGUAAAAGCACAGAAGACUCAACUAAAAUUCAAGUCUCCCUUUUUCCAAGACAAAACAUUCCAGUAUUGUUCUACAGCUCGAUAAAGCUAGCUAUGGCAGUUUAAGAAAUUACUGUUGCAGGUGUCUGCCACGCUUUCUCUUAGAAAUUGUCAUGCUUGUAGCAAAGAUGGCAGAGCAAGGUGUAUGCUCACAUUUCAGCAGUUUGAGUUCCCCGGCUAGUACAGCUGCUUAAGGCACUGUUGCAGAUGUGUUUCCACAAAUUUAUGGGCACAUAUAAACAUCUUCUUCCAUCUCGGCUGCGCAACGGAAGCACGUAUCAGGGAGGUCAAGCAAACCACUGGGAACGGCAGCAUCGUAAAACACUGCCCCUCAAUCCGCCAAAGCCCAUCUGAGAGGACUCUUACAACAGCUGUGUCAUAGGUACUGAUUCACGACAUACAGGAACAGAGCGUCUGCCCUGUAUGCAGCUGACAAAAAACUUAACUCAUAUUUAGUGUACUCUUGAAGGAGAUAAAUCAGAAUGACGUUUUUCACGCCUUCAGUAGGAAGAAUGUGAACUUUAUUGGCCUUAACAAGGAGGGAACGGGAGUCUCCAGUACAGAGUUAGUAGGCGUCUGGUACUUGAAUCUCAGCACUAGGUGGUAUAUCAGCAUUUUGGCCAGAAACUCUAUACGUGUCUUUCCUGUACCUCUUGUGUACCUGCAGACACAGACGCCGGUCUCCGCUAGACCUGACCUGUGCCACGUGGGACAGAACCAGCUGUUGGCAAUGGUCAUUCCAGCCUUUGGCCACGGUACAAAGGGCACCAAGUUCUGGCUCAGAUUAAAGCCAGUUCCACGGUUUUCUCCCCCUCCCUGAGGCGGAACUGGAGGGCGGGUGGGAAACAGCCACCGCACAAAACGUGGUUUUGACCUGCAGCUCACCCGGGAUAAGCCGCGUGCGCACCUUAAAUACGCUUAAAGCACAACCAAACAUACUGUUUGGUUUCCUUGGCACUCCUGAAACCAAAACCUGGUUAUUAAAAAAAACCCCAAACCUCUGUGUUUUGGCCAGGCACGGCCUAUCGUCGAAAAACUUGUCAGUUACCCCACAUGCAGCCCCAAACCCGUAGGAGAGGGGUGGUAAGGCAGCCGCAGCGAGCCGUGCAGGAAGCUGGAUAAACGCGGGUUGGUUUUGGAGCAAAAGCGGACCUCGGGCGGCUGGCGAAGGCGUCGGCGAGGCUGCGGGGCCGGGCAGCCCUUCCUCAGAUGGCCGUGGCGGGAAGCUGAGGGAGGCAGGCAGGGAAGGAAGGGCAGCCCCCGCCUUGCCCCCGGCCCCACCACAGCGCCCCCUGGCAGCGCCGGCGGCAGCGCGCCCCGCCGGCCCGGCGCGUUAUGACCAAUAAGCGUCCGCCACCGCCCGACAAGGGGCGGGGCCACCUGCUGGCAUUUAAAUACCGCGGCGGCUCAUUUGCAUGCUGCCAAGAUGGCCGGCCCUGGGAUUGGCCGGCCCCGAAGCAGCCCCCAUUGCCGGCCCCUGUGCCCACGGAGGGGGCGGGGCCAGCCGGGAGAGGGGAGGGGACACGGGGCUUAUUUGCAUAACGGCCCGACGCGUGCGACGGCGGGAGGCGGCGUUGGUGCCUGGAGCGGGUUCCGAUUUUGAAUCUGCGGCGGCGGCAGCCGCGGGACAGCGGGAGCAGCGGCGGCCGCCGAGCACUGAGGCAGGAGCCGCCGUAGAACGCCGGUGCGCAGGUACCGCAUCUCCCUCCUUCCCUCCCGGCCCACCGGGGUGCGCACGGCCGGGCAGCGGCAGCGCUCUCCGCGGAACGCUGCCCCGCGCGGCGGCAGCGGCAGCGCGCAUGCUCCGGGGCUGCAGCUUUUGCACACGCUCCGCCGCGCGCACCCACCCCGCCAGCCAGAGCGGCGCAGCGAGGCGCGCGCUGCAUGGGAGCACGUGACGCGGCUCCAGUGCAGGCGGCGGCGGCGCCGCGCAUGCGCGCUGGGGUUUUGCGCCCGGAGGUGGCAGCAGGUGGGACCAGGGGUCGGCGCCGGCCUCCGACCCCGCCGGUGGAGGGACCUUCCCGCGGCGGGGUACAAGGUGGGUUUGGCGUGGGGCUGGGCCCAGCUGGGGACCCCUGGGAUGACCUGAAGGCGCAGGGAGCUGGGCAACGCCAGGCGGUUGUCAGAUUGCGUUCUGUCUUACGCAUUGUGAGGGUCAAGAUGGAUAGCACAGAUGAACCUCAGAAAAAAGUCUUUAAAGCACGAAAAACAAUGAGAGUAAGUGAUCGACAGCAACUUGAAGCUGUUUAUAAGGUUAAAGAGGAGCUGUUGAAGACAACUGAAGUUAAACUGUUAAAUGGAAAGCAUGAAAAUGGAGAUUCUGAUUUAAAUUCCCCUUUAAGCAAUACAGACUGUGUGGAGGACAAGAGGGAAGUUAAUGGAGUAGUGGACUUGUGUGUGAACUCUGAAGAAGGAAGAACAGCUUCUGAUGAAAUUAUUGAAGCCAAAAGCCCUGAAAGUAGGGCAGGGAACAUAGUCAAUGACAUAGAACCCAAACCUCCAGCGCUGUCUCCAGAGAAUGUUACUCCUGAGCAAGAUAAAGGUACUGCUUUAGCUUGUGAGGCUGAAAAUGGUGUGCUUGGUAGCAAUAAAGAUAAUUUCCAUGAAGAAAAUAAUACAAAAGAUCAUUUGGACCAAAGAGAGAGUGACAUCCCAUCGGACGGUGGAAGUAAAUUAACCUGUGAUAUUAGUGCCUCUUCUGAAGAGAAGAGAGAAACAAAUGACUUAACUAUUAAUUCCAGUUCAUCUAGUGAGGAAAAGAGGACUGAAGAAGUAACUGUUGAAGAUGCAGUUGGAGAAGAAAUCAUCUCUAGCAGUAUGGAAGCUGACGAGGAACCAAAGGACAAACAAGACAGCUCUGCAGGUCUUUCAGAAACCACUCUUCAGAAGACAACAGAUGAGCCAAGUGAAGGUAUCUUGGACAACACUGACUCUAUGGAAACAGAUGAAAUUAUUCCAAUUUUGGAAAAACUAGCCCCUGCUGAAGAUGAACUGAGCUGUUUUUCUAAAAGUUCUCUGCUUCCAGUAGAUGACACAGUCCCAGAUUUAGAAGAGAAAAUAGACAACUGUUUGGGUUCACCAUCCAAGCAGGAAAGCAAUGAAAGUCUUCCAAAAGAGGCUUUCUUAGUACUGUCUGAUGAAGAGGAUCCCUGUGACGAGAAGGAGGAAUGUGCUGAAGUGAUAUUACCGAACAAGUCAAGUCUUCCAGUAGAAGAGGUGGAGGAGGAAAGAAGAAAGGAGAGCGAGGAGGAUAAAGAAGAAGAGGCCCACAAAGAAGAAGAGAAACACCCAGAGAAAAGUGAAGUGUCAAGGAGAAAACGUUCCAAAUCUGAGGACAUGGACAGCAUUCAUUCUAAACGUCGUCGGUACAUAGCAGAAGAUUAUGAAGCAGAACUCCAAGUAAAAAUUACAGCCAGAAAGGAUGUCGACCAGAAAUUACAAAAGGUUAUCCAGAGACUGUUAGAAGAAAAACUUAGUGCUUUACAGUGUGCUGUAUUUGACAAGACUCUCGCAGACUUGAAAACCCGAAUAGAGAAAGUAGAAUGUAACAAGAGGCAUAAAACUGUGCUUACUGAACUACAGGCUAAAAUUGCUCGAUUGACAAAGCGGUUUGGAGCAGCCAGGGAGGACUUGAAGAAAAGACAGGAAAAUGCACCAAAUGCACCUCUGUCUCCAGUGAAAGCAGCAAGUGACACUGCAAACACAAACAAUGCAACUUACCGGAAUGCUGGCACAGUGAGGCAGUUGCUGGAGUCAAAGAGGAAUAUAGGAGAGAGCACACCAGCAACUUUUCAAGCCCCUGUGAAUGCAGUGCCAGCUUCCAGUCUUGCUGCUCCUCCAACAGUUGUCAGUGGACAUCCUAAACCUCAGACUCCAGUGACCUCCACCAGCUCUUUGACAACAACAGUUCUUCCUGCAGCUAACACAGCUACGGUUGUAGGCACUAACCAAGUGCCCAGUGGCAGCACUCAGUCAGUGUCUGUCUCAUUGCAGUCUUUGCCUGUAAUCUUGCAUGUACCUGUUGCAGUGUCAUCCCAGCCUCAGCUCCUGCAAGGCCACACAGGGACUUUGUUAACUAACCAACAGUCAGGCAACGUUGAAUUUAUAUCCGUACAAAGCUCAUCUACAGUUGGUAGCCUUACCAAAACUACAGUGUCUUUGGCAUCAACUAACCCAACUAAACCAAAUAACGGCCCGUCUGUGCCCAGUCCUGGUAUUCAAAGGAACUCUCCAGCCAGUGCUGGAUCAAUAGGCACAACAUUGGCUGUACAGGCUGUUUCCACUGCACAUCCUGUUGCCCAGGCCACAAGGACUUCUUUGCCCACAGUGGGUACUUCAGGACUUUAUAAUGCUACCAACAGCCGAGCUCCCCUACAGAUGAAGAUUCCCCUCUCUGCAUUUAGUAGUACAGCUCCCAUUGAACCACCCACCAUUACCGCACCCAGAGUUGAAAACCAGACAAGCAGGCCAACAACAGAUACUUCGGCAAACAAGCGAACUGCUGAGGGAACAACACAGAGCGGGAAGGUGACAGGAAGCGAUUCAGGAGGUGUCAUUGAUCUUACACUGGAUGAAGAGGACGAUGGCUCUUCUCAAGCAGAUGGCAAGAAGCAGCAGCAGACGCCUCUUACAGGAUUGGCCGUAUCCACCCAGCCCUUGGCUCGCCCCCUGCAGCCUUUGCAGCCUUUGCAGCCAGCCCCCGCGCAGCAGACGGGUGUGCCAACCAGCGGCCCCUCCCAGACCACCAUACACGUGUUACCUACAGCUCCCACGACAGUGAAUGUAACUCAUCGGCCAGUGACUCAAACUGCCGCAAAACUCCCGAUACCAAGAGCCCCCGCUAACCACCAGGUGGUCUAUACCACUCUUCCUGCACCGCCAGCUCAGGCUCCUGUCAGAGGGGCUGUCAUGCCAAGCCCAGGUUUAAGGCCAGUCAACCCGCAGGCCGGAGGCAUGACAGUACGAAUGCCUCAGACCACUGCGUAUGUUAUGAACAAUGGACUAACUCUUGGAUCUGGAGCACCUCAGCUUACAGUGCAUCAUCGACCACCACAAGUGCAUGCUGAGCCACCGCGCCCCAUACAUCCGGCCCCGCUCCCGGAGGCACCACAGCCACCGCGUCUGCCCCCUGAAGCUGCCAACACUUCUCUGCCUCAAAAGCCACAGCUGAAGCUGGCGCGGGUACAGAGCCAGAAUGGUAUCGUGCUGUCAUGGAGUGUCAUGGAGGUGGACCGGAGCUGUGCCACUGUGGACAGUUACCAUCUCUACGCCUACCACGAGGACCCGAGUGCCACCAUGCCCUCCCAGUGGAAGAAGAUUGGGGAAGUGAAGGCCCUCCCGCUACCCAUGGCAUGCACUCUUACGCAGUUUGUGUCCGGCAGCAAAUACUACUUUGCGGUCCGGGCUAAGGACAUCUAUGGACGUUUUGGACCCUUCUGUGACCCCCAGUCCACAGAUGUGAUCUCUUCCCACAGCAGUUAAAACUAGAGAUCUUUGGAGCCUUUAAAUCUGUCCUACUACCAAGAAUUACCCCAGUUUUGGAGGGUUGAUCCCAUGCAUGAAAAUUCAGUUUUAAAUCCACUCUCUGCAGGAUUAUUUUAGACAGUUGUGUGAUACACUACAUGCGUUCAGAACCAAAAGACAAAUAAAGUCUCACCUGCAGCAAGAGAGCCUGUUUUUUCUGGAUAGCUCAAGUCAUGGGCCAUUUGAAAAUUUCAUUUUCCCUUCCAUGAGAGCUGUUCCACCUGGAUACCUACCUGCCCUGUAUCCAAGGGCACCCUGGAUGCCUGGGAUUCUGCUUCAGAGUGGGAACAAAAUAAUAAAUUACAGUUUGUCUGAAGCAAAGCACACCCAGCUGUAAUACCUGCCAAGGCACUAACACGAGGGUGAGAACAGAUUUGCCUCCUGCCCCCCACCGCACCGAGAGCAGGCUGCGAUACGAAGGGUGAUUCAAGGUCUCACUUUUGUACCGGAAGACGGAGUGCUCUGAUCUUAUUUUACAAGCUGUAACGAGCUCUCUGAGGGGAGGGAAGGGAACUCGAGUCUGGCCAGGGAACCGAUACAUUUGUAAAUUUGGAGGUGGUGGUGGGGAAAUAAAAAUCACCCCGCUACCUCCUGCCUCUCCGAAAUAAGGGCGCUCCUCUGUUUGCACCAUCCUCCCCCACUCACGUUGGGAGCGUUCCUAGGUCAGAUUGGAAACUGGAUCGUAGAGACUGCGUUCACACCUCUCUAGCGCUCAGAUCAUGUCUCCGCCCCUCCCCCCAUACAUCCAGCCCUAUUUUUUAGAUUUAUUUUGUGCCUUAAAGAAUAAUUUCAGAAAUAAAUGUAGCCGGAUACCUUGUGGUGUUCUUUUAUUUGCUUGGAGUUAUUUUUCCCUUCUGCUUCUCAUUUUCCUGGCCUGCGGUAAUUAUUAUUUCUGGAAAGACCAGGAAGCGUAACGUCUGCUGAUGCUGGAUUCGAUUUUAUCUGCGGUAUCAUUCGACCCUUUCCUCACUGUAAUUCUUGAGAAGUUGUUUUUGUCCUGUCAAGAAUUAGCAUAUACAGACAGUAUUUUCCACCAGAGCCUUUCCCUGUUGUUUUGGGAAAGCUGUAUGCUGCAGUUCAGCCAAAGAAGAAACCUCUGUGGUGUGGCACCAUGAAAGCUUCUAGCUCUUGGCACUCAGUUGGGAUGUUCAGUCAGUACAGAAAGAUGAGAAGUUGGCUUCCCGGUCCUCUCCUCUGUCUCACCGCCUGCCCGCCUCCGCAGAAACCUAACCCACCCCGAGCAGUUCAGAAACGAUUUUAGACACUGGCCUAAAACCUGUGAGCAAUUGCAAACGCUAAUGGGUGCUUUCAUCAUGCUUCUGAGCUGCGAAAAGAAAUCGCUACUGCCAGUGGGGCGGUAUUGGGUCUGCCCCACUGUCGUUGAUGUGUUAAACUUGCUUUUUGCAUAACCAAAUUGAAACUGGACAAGAAACUAUAUGUAAGGUUCUUAUUUUUGCACUUUUCAGUCUCAUUCUGCCUGGUAGAACCAAACAGUGGAUUUAGAAGGGAAAGUCUUUUUUUUUUUUUUUUUUUUUUUUUUUUUUAAAUCUACUUCACCAUGUAGCAAAGCUGUAGAAGGUAACAUUUUUUAAUUUCGGUGCUCUCUUUCUUAAAACCAACAUUUUUAAAUGUAAAGUGAGGUUGAAAAAGGGCAGGAAAAAUUAAGUCCUGAAACAUGGCUGGUGAAAUAUGCGAUGAGAUUGGGGGUUCUUUAGUGGGGUUCCGCCUGGGAACAUUCAUCGGUGAAAGAAACGGCUUUGUAGACUUCUGUCUGUGCUGUUCUACUGCUCUCCUCCGUGUAGCUGGGUUUGUCACUUCCGCCAGGUGAGUAACGAAUUACUCUCUGUCUGGAAACUCGCAUUUAAAGUACAGCAGUUCUAAUGGUUUGGGCGAGCAAAAGUUCUGCCUAAAUCCCACGUAUCAUGCGAGAAGGUUCACACUAGAUCUCUUGUAUGAACGACGGGUAACCUUUCCUUUGAGUAACAGUUGUCCCUGUAUUACUGGUGCCAAUAAUCAAUAAUGCCUUGAAUUUUUCUAUGUUUAAUUAAAUGUUUUGUCUGGAUAUUUCAAGGAAUAAAUAUUUAAUAAAGCAUUUAGUCUACUUACGGAAAGUUGGGUCCUUAUAAAGCCAGUUCUGUAUUAGAGGUUAGAGCAGUUCAUUCCCGUCGAUGGCUGUCAAGUCCUCCUUGGGCAGUUUGGGGUUUUUUUUACUGUGUCUUUGAGGUGGUACCAAAGGGCCGUUGGCCGUAUCAGUACAAUGAGGUUUUAUAGUUUGAAAGUUAAAUAUUAGAACACAACCUAGAACUUACGCUGCUUAUUUAAUUGUGAUUCCAGCCCAAAACUAUACAUGAGCUUUUCUAUAGUUUGUGGUUGCGUUUAGGUCACGAUCGUUCUUAGCUUUGUCUUGCUCAGGAUAGGCGGGGGUGGGACUCCUGUGCUAGAAUUCUUCUCUUUCCUCCAAUGGAGGAAAUGCACGUGAUUUAUUUUUGUUGUGACUAGAUGAAAUAAGCCAGCUACCGUUUGUGGACUGAAGCCAUGGCAGCUGUGGGGUGAAAGCCGACUUCUCUUAUUUCAUCCCAGCGGAGCUGCUAAAGGUCCAACUUCAGGACCUUCAUUAAGCAAGUAGCGAUGGCAAAGUAUGUGAUAACGCAUGGCUUGACUUCAAACUGCCUGGCUUAGCUUGGAGACCUUAAAGGUGGCUGGUUCUUAAAUCACUGGCACACAAAGAGAGAAGGGUGCCAUUUCUGUGAAAUCACUUCCAUGGUGGAGCAGAUCACUGCAGUGAUUGUUCACCCCUUCUGCUAACGAGCAGGAGUAUUGCUUAAUUCCCUAACUCAUGGCACUUCUCCCUGUGUUAUAGGGCCACUGGUUAAUUUUAUUAUCCUUCACCUCCCAGAAACGAUAAAGCUAUUGAGAAACCCAAUUUCUGCUAGCAACAAACAUUUAGAAAUAAUGGAUUUCAUUUAAUAGACUUUUAUUUGAAAGUGUUACCAAAAUAUCCGGGAGCAUCCAGUACAGGUCUGUUAGCACCGUGCUUCUAGACCGGGCUCUUCAUUAAAGUGUUAGUUGCUGGAGGCUUCCAACAAUCAAUUCACUUUUGAAUAUGCUAAAAAUCUCUAUCUGGCUUUUAAGUGGAAGGGUUGGGUUUAGUUCCUUCUCUGCGCCUCAGGCCAGUUCUUCCACCUUACUCUCAGUACCUGCUGUGAGGUUGUUGUUCCUGACUCAGUGUGUUGCUGUUGCCCCUGGGUACGCGACAUCUCAGCAGUACCACCUCGAAUGUAGUUCCCCGGGUUUUAGCAAACGCAGCACCGAUUCUGCAGCUGUUUUCUGUCCUCUUUUACUUUCUCGUUUGUUUUAGGGUUGGUUUCUUUGCUCUGUGUGAUACAAGGGCUUCUGGAUGUCCAGGGUGAGAGGAAUUGGAGUUAGUUCAGUUUCUGGCUGGAGAGGAGCCCUGCUAGUGGAGUGCUGAUGGCAGACUGCUGCUCCUUUCCAGUGUGUUCCUCCCAGUCACAGCUUCGCUGGCCUCGCUUUAUUUUAGUAUAUGUCUAAAAAAGCUUUAUUGUAUUCAAAUAAUUAAAUGCUGGGAAGGGGGCAGACUUGUAGGUACAGCAUCUGUACUGUAUCCGCAGUGGCGGCUUCAGAGAAGGUGCGGGUGCAGAGGCAGGUUCCCCUCAGCCUGUAUUUAUUUCCACCCUCUGACCAGCUUCCCCUGGGGCAGCACUUGGUCUUGGACUUUGCCCCUGUGUGUUACUUGUGCUGCCGUUGGCCAUGUUGGGUCACUGAGCACAAGCACCGAGACACUCGCCCCUCCCGAGGGUUUUAGCACAAGGCUGGAAAGGCCCGUGGCGUCUUCCCUGUAACAAUAAGGGGUCUUGCCCUGCUUCCUUUGAAAACGGCAAAACCCCUCGUGCCUUCAGUGGGAGCACGACUGGGCCCAACAGUAGGAUCCCAGUACUGUUGUGUACUGUAACAAAAAUGAUCACUUCAGCCCGCCCUUUAUGUUGUUUGUCUUAAAUGUCCAAUAAAUUAGAAUCUGUAUUACAUGUAGGGACAGGUCCAAUCUGUUCCCACUCCCCAAACAGCCAUUCCCCAGUAUUCGCGUAUUGCAUACACUGUACAAAAUCAAUCUGUGAUUCUGCCGCCUUGUAAACUCUUCAGUAUUUUCAUUUAGUCAAAAAUAUCUAUCCAGAUUUUUUAAAUAGAAGCUUGAUAUAUUAAAUAUAUAUUUUUUUAAUUUGUUGGUUUGGAUAGGGGUGGGCAUUGUAUGAAGACACUGAAGGGAAAGGAGUUCAAGUGACACUGAGCCAGCCUUGCCACCAAAAUCUUUAUCCCCUUCCAAACACCCUCUGAGGGGAAAAGAAAAAAAUUAAGGAUAGCUAAGAGAAAGUAAAAUGAGUGAAUUUUCCUUUUCAUCCCUUCUAAGUACCCAUUAAAGUGGAUCUUUAUUUCUCAUUGUCAUUAUGCAGGCUGAGCAUUCUUUUUUCUUUUUUUAAUAUAUAUAUAUACACACACACAUAUAUAUAUUUGAAGUGCUGUCUUAAUUUAAUGGGGUAUAGCUGUAAAUAAGACAAGGGGGUAGUAGCUGUUUGGGGAGUCCUGUUCAGCUUUAGUAAUUUAUUGGCUAUUGGGAGUCAAACGUGCAGAAUCCUUUGUUAAGAAACUGAGAAUCUGAUUUCUUAUUUUGUUUUGCAGCUGGACUUGUAAAUAGAAAAAAAAUAAUUAAAAAAUACAGGACAGACUUAAUGUCCAAUCUAAACUGUGCAGUUGCAAGCUCUCCCCAUUUUUUGUAUGUACUACAGAUUAGUGUGUGUGUCUGUGUUAACUGUAGUGGGGUUUUGUCUGAUAAGCCUGAAAUUUAUACUUUGAAAUAAACUACUGGGUUUUUAACAUUUUGAGUCAUCUGUGCUUAGUUCCAGACAUCUCAGGAGACAACUCUUUCAGAAAGAGCUCACGGCGUCUUCAUCUGAAGUGCUGCCACCUGGAGCUGGGGCCACAGCAGGCAUUUGGGGUUGGCAGGCUGACUGCCACCAUGCUCCAGUAACGUUGGGCAGCAAUGGUUUGGCUCCAGGUCGUUCCCAGGAAGUCAACUGCAUGAUGCUGCCCUCUCGGCCUUCUCACAGAAGCAAAAAUGGAAAGCAAUGCUCUCACUUUUGGAAAUUCAAAGCAAAAAGGGCUCUGUAUAUCCUGAACAGACAGAAUCCGGUAACUUGCAACCCAAAGCUGCCCCAGAAGGGCUCAGGAAUGGAAACCAGAUUGCUGGUGCGACUCCUCUCCCUCCAAGGGGCUGGGUUUGACCUCUGAAAAAACAGUUGUUCUUUUAGCAAGAGGCUUGGGCCAAAGUACAGGAGCUGCCUUUGGUUUUUUACAGCACCCCUGAGCAGUGAGCCCACCGCCGUGGUCUCAGCAUGCCUGACUGGCCCUGCUUCUCAAGCCAGGGGGGCAAGCUGUGCACAGAACUCAUUGUAAUGAAAUGAGGGGGUAAUAAAAAAGGGGGGCAUUAGUGCAGGGAUCAAGAAAAUCUCAUCCCGCCCCCCCCCCAACCCUGCUGGUUUUUAAGGGUAGAUGCCAGGUACAGCCCUGUGGAAUGUGUUGUGCGACUUAGUUGAGAACCCAUAAACUGCUUUCUUGAAGUGAGUAGGGCAAAAGCUGCCUCUUAGACCCACCUCUGCUGCCAAGUUGUGGAGAACUCAAACUGCGUACUUAAAACCUGGAGUUACAGACAUGCCUACCCUGAGUUAUUUCAAGGGUGUAUAAUUAAUUUGUAAUGGUAAUAAUUAGGUUUCUGGCACUUAGUAAACUUCCUUCAAGUCAAGUCACUGACCAAAAGAUGCUGGGCUCUUGUGAAGUGAUGCCUGCACCCAAUCACACCUGCAAGUGCAGAGAUUCUCCAACCGCCUAUUUAGAGUAGAAGUACACAGACUGCACCUAGUCUAGACCCUUGGUUUUAAUCACAAAAUAUGGUGUAACCACUUUGCUGAAGCACUGUUGUAAUUGCUAUUUGUGCUGGUAUAAAGGGAAGAGAGUAAGCGAACAGCCAGAGCACGCAUUCUGUUUUGCUGCAGGGCAGCUUUGCCAUACACUCACUGGUACCCCUGGAAAGGAUGCUGCCACCUCAGAGCAGAGCGUACGGACAGCAAAGAGCAGCUCUGUAGGCAUAAGGAACCUGAUAAAAAAAAAAAAAAAAAAAAUCAAGCCAGGACUGGGCAGAGAAGUGAUCUGACCCUACAGCACAGCACCGGGAUGCUGACCAAGAAAUGAAGCUGGUUUCUCCCAGGGGAGCCCUAUGCUGCCUGGCCCAGACUGACACAGGCCAGGGCUUGCACAGGUGGCUCCUGCUACAAGGGCAGAGGGUGCUGUUGACCCAUCCACCGCCCCCAGGCCAGGCAGGGUAUGACCAGUAGUGCCCAUGUGCUGAACGGGGAGGGGUGGGCAGGGGUGGAUGCCUUACUGGAUUUCAGAAAAAGGGGAAGGAAAAGGAAGAAAAAGCUUACAUUAGAUGUGGUCGCUCCGGGAGGAUUCAUUUCUUCUGCAGGCACUCUCUAGUGACUGAACAGCAGGUUUCUUUUUAUUUUUGCAAGGCAGGAGUUUAUCACAAC